This is a messenger RNA of Colletotrichum lupini, 549 nucleotides long. RefSeq lists its product as uncharacterized. The record is from RefSeq and is a predicted model, not a curated record. Lineage: Eukaryota; Fungi; Ascomycota; Sordariomycetes; Glomerellales; Glomerellaceae. The transcript has 5 exons. The coding region runs from base 1 to 549 and encodes 182 amino acids.
AUGCCCAAAAAAUACUACAAUCUUUGGAAGAAACUCAUCACAUCCAAUGUACUUCGCCAUACCCAAGUAUUUCUACAUGAACUCAUGGCGAUCUUUUCGGCCCCUCUUCACUCCCCUCUACUCUACUCUUCCUUUCGGCAUCCCGAAGUCACACGUGUCUCCCAGCUUUCCCAACUAUGCCCAAAAUGGGUCGUUUCCGAGACAGGGAACAUCACUUUGAAUCAACCUAGCCAGUCGCCGUCGACCCUUCAAUUUUCAUCUUCAAAACCUGAGACCCGUCACCCAUACGUAAACCAACCAUACAUAUCUAGACCAAAAAGCGUGGGAAACCAUAAACUCAAGUCAUCUGGAAUGGUCUGUCCUUCAUUGACUUGGGUCGUGACUCGGACCCUUUCCGUCCAUGGUUAUGAAGCCAUCCUGUCCCAAGCGACGAACGACCUCAACUUUGACAAGCUUCCAUCAAGGGCUUUCGAAGCUUCCAAAGAAGCCCGCCCUCCACUUCGUGUUGUCUUGCCACAAACUAAGCCCAUCUACCGAACAAAAACUUGA